Messenger RNA from Sodiomyces alkalinus F11, 2818 nucleotides. RefSeq names its product EF-hand. Gene Ontology annotation, biological process: aggrephagy; mitophagy; endosome organization. Bases 230 to 2818 code for a protein of 862 amino acids. Lineage: Eukaryota; Fungi; Ascomycota; Sordariomycetes; Glomerellales; Plectosphaerellaceae. The transcript is spliced from 3 exons. The record is from RefSeq and is a predicted model, not a curated record. Gene Ontology annotation, cellular component: aggresome; amphisome. Gene Ontology annotation, molecular function: zinc ion binding; K63-linked polyubiquitin modification-dependent protein binding; calcium ion binding.
CAUCGAUCAUCACAACAUUUUCCCACCCAGUGUAGUGCCACAGAAGCACAAUUCGAUGUAAAUUAUCGCUUUCGACGGACUGUUCGCCAACUCGUCAUUGAACAUAUUCACUCCUCCGCUCAACCUCUUCUUGCUUGAUUCGUUUAUUCCCCCAUCAGUCUCCCUAAUCCUCGUUCUACGCAUAAUGUUCCCCAAGUAGGGCAACGGGCAACGGUCUCUCCCAAACAACAUGUGGCUCUCCCUGCCAUCCACCGACAGCUACAGCUUGACACGCCCUCGAAUCGCCGUCGCCAUCAUCUCAGCCGCCGCAGCUGCGUCUCUCGGAUACUACAUAUACCAGUCGACUCACGUCCCCGGUCCGGGUCUUCAUCGUAGCAAUGCCAUACGACGCCACGCCCGCCGUGCGCGAGGAGCCUCCCUCGCUUCCGACACUCCCCAGCCCCAGCCCCCCGACGAGGAUGCGCGAGACGACCAGCCACCCCAAGACAAUAACCCCGCCGUGGAGGAGUGGUGGGAGGAGGCCGAAUCCAUGCCGCCGCCAGCGCGCGCCGGCUACAACCUCGUCAGCCUUCUCUUUCGCGUGUCGGAGGAUAAUGCCCGCCGCAACGCUUGUGUCCACCGAGGUUGCGGCUGCAACUCGUGCAACAUGAUCCCCAUACGCGGAAUCCGCUACCGCUGCGCCAACUGUGCCGACUUUGACCUCUGCGAGAACUGCGAGGCCCAGGGCGUCCAUAACAAGUCGCACAUUUUCUAUAAGAUCAAGGUCCCCGCGCCUCCCUUCGGGCCCCGUCAGACGCAGCCCGUCUGGUACUCGGGCGACCCGGACACCUGCGUCAGGGUCCUGCCUCGCGUCCUCAUUGUCAAUCUCUCCAAGGAGUCCGGCUUUGAGCGGCCCGAGAUCGAGGCCUUCUGGGAACAGUUCUCCUACAUGGCAAACACCGAGUGGAGGGACGACCCCGACGGCUUGCAGCUGGCCAUGGACAAGAAGACCUUUGAACGCUGCCUUGUACCGCUGGGCCGUUCCCGCCAUGCCACCCCGAACCUCAUCCACGACCGCAUGUUCGCCUUUUACGACACCAACCACGAUGACCUGAUCGGCUUCUCCGAGUUUCUCCACGGCCUGGCCUACCGAAAACGGAAAGACAAGCUCCGACGCAUCUUCCAAGGCUACGACAUGGACGGCGACGGGUACGUGAAUCGCCGCGACUUCCUUCGCAUCUUUCGCGCCUACUACGUCUUGUACAAACACAUGCAUCGCGACAUUCUCGACGGCCUAGACGACCAGCUCAUGGCCAGCACCGAGUCGCAGCAGCUCAUCAGUUCCCGUCAGCCCCUCAGCAGCCUCUUCGGCCGAGAGGGCCGCGUCCCGCGUGCUGACGGUCCGCCUCGAACCCACGGCAAAGUCUUCCAUCCCAGCGGCGACGUCGACCUGGAGGACGAUAAAGUCCCCGUCGUCACCGAGGACAGGGGCGACACGUCCACGAGGGACGACGUCCUGACUCGCCUCUUUGCACCCUCCCUCUCCAGCCCUUCUGCCGUCACUCCCGGCACCUCGGCUGCCAUCUGGUCUGGACACGUCCGCUCUCCCGAUAGCGAGCCGGACACCUCUUACUGGGACGCGCUCCUCGACCCGCCCGGCGCGCUGGACGAUCUGCCCUCUCUGCUGGCCGGCACGCGGAGCCAGGCGAACGGCCUGGACUUGGACCUCGAAGCGGAAUCGACGAGUGCGGAAGAAGAUGACGCCGACGCCGACGCCGACGCCGCAUCAACCGACCACUCGGACGACGACGACGCGGCAGCGAACGAACCGGCCGCCCAAGUCAUCCGCCACCGCCGACAAAUGGCGCCCCGCGUCGACAGGAGACGGCGCGCCGCCGCCCGCCAGGCCCUGCACGAGCGAUGGCGACGGAGGCACUUCUACCUCGACGAGGAGGAGGGCGGCACGGCGCCCGAUGGGUGGGACGAGAGCGAAGACGUGCUCGCCAGCCUCCCCGGCGUGCCCGACCGCUCCUCUUCCGCCCCCCACGCCAAGGCGCCCCAGCACCACCACCACCCGCCCUUCUUCCCACGGUCCCGGUCGUCCUCCAAGGUCCGCUUCGCCGAGGACAUGGACGACAACAUGGACGUGCGCUCCAACCCGUCGACCUCGUCGCGCAGCGUGCCGGAGCGGUGGGGCGGCUUCGAGAUCCCGGAGGAGGAGCGCGACGCCGGCAAGGAGAUCCUCUACCAGAUCACCCAGCAGGCCUUCAACGAGCUGCUCGACGUUGUCUUCAGGGAGAAGGAGGACCUCGCCGUCCGCGCCGCCGAGACGAAGGAGCAGCGCGAACUGCACCGCGAGGUGUUGGAUAAUUUUGACAUUGACCUCCACCUCGAGAACGCGGAGGAGGAGGAGGAGGAGGAGGAGGAAGAGAAGGAUGCCACGGCGGAGAAAAAAGAAGAAGAAGGCUAUCGCGAUCCCACCAUGCCCCAGUUCCGUCCGAACAACGACAGCGACCUCACAAGAACCCCCCCUGCCGCGAAACCGGCCCCCGGGAAGACGUUUUCGGCCGAGCCACAGGUCGCCGACGACGGCGAAGAAGAGCAAGAGCAAGAGCAAGAACCGCCCGCCAAGUCCAAGACGGCCGUCUCCGUCUCCGUGCGGGUGCUGGCGGAAUGGAAGCGGCUCGAUCAAGCGGAGAAGGAGGCCGAGGAACGCGGCGGGUGGGGGAAGCUCAGCUAUGAAGAGUUCGAGGCCAUUUACAGACGGCAUGAGAACCCCAAGCCGGCCGGCAACCGGUUGGAUUACCUGGGUAGCUGGGUCGAUUUCUGCAUUCCCUAG